UGCCCUCCUGAGAAAUCUAACAUUAUAAAAGUAUAAAUUGUCUUUGUUCAGUACAUGCUAGAAUUAAAUCAGACAUGGAUGUAAAGUUUGGCUAUAGGAGAUUUAUUUGGAUUGUGGCUGUCCACAUUCUCUUUCAACUUAACUUAGCUGAAGCGUGUCCUCCAGUAAAACAGCAGGAUUUGGUGGCCUGCUGGAACACCGCCCCUUGUUGUGUGGUGGAGCCUAGCUACGUCAUCGACCCGUACGGCUUCGGGUGUUUCCGUGGAUGUGUCAGAAAGUGCUCUAGAAAGAAUUGCAUGAAUCCAUGCGCAGUGAAGAAUUUCAAUCUAGAAGACUGCAUCAACACAGAUCCUAACCAUUGUGACGUCAGCCCUAUCAUGGAAUGGGUCAAAGGCAAGCGUUGCUUCAGUGGCUGCACUAAGUAUUGUGAAUGACA
Saccostrea cuccullata (small rock oyster) is the source of this 436-nucleotide messenger RNA. RefSeq lists its product as uncharacterized. Bases 75 to 434 code for a protein of 119 amino acids. The transcript is spliced from 3 exons. The record is from RefSeq and is a predicted model, not a curated record. NCBI's taxonomy places the organism in Eukaryota, Metazoa, Mollusca, Bivalvia, Ostreida, Ostreidae.